This is a messenger RNA of Triticum urartu, 2299 nucleotides long. RefSeq names its product putative histone acetyltransferase HAC-like 1. Gene Ontology annotation, cellular component: transcription regulator complex; histone acetyltransferase complex. NCBI's taxonomy places the organism in Eukaryota, Viridiplantae, Streptophyta, Magnoliopsida, Poales, Poaceae. The record is from RefSeq and is a predicted model, not a curated record. Gene Ontology annotation, molecular function: histone acetyltransferase activity; transcription coactivator activity; zinc ion binding. Gene Ontology annotation, biological process: positive regulation of transcription by RNA polymerase II.
GUAGAAGGGCGGCUGGGUCGCUGUUUCGCGUUCGUGGAGCCCGGCUCCUACCCCCCGCACAGAUCAUCAUCAAUCAACCCGGAGCCUAGCUCGCAUCAAUUCCACCCCCACACAGAUCAUUAAUCACACGGGGGUUGCAGCUAAGCUUCUUCGCCCGCCACCGCCACUCGGAUCCACAGUUCGGACUCGGAGGAGGCGCGCGCGGGCGGCGGAGCGGGGGCCGGAGGCGAUGGCGCACAUCCCCGCCUCCGUGGAGGACGCGCGGCUUAUUAUUGAUUCACUACGUGAAGAUCCCCUAUAUGGUCAACAACUGCCGCCGGUGUCUGAUAGUAUAAAUGAAAAUGCAUGCCAGCUCUGCAAACAGGAAAAACUCACUUUUGAACCCCCACCAAUGUAUUGCUUCCCUUGUGGUGCUCGGAUAAGGCGAAAUGGACCAUACUAUGCUUAUGAUACUCGUGAUACCCACCACUCUGUCUGCAUUCCAUGUUACAAUAAGUCCCGUGCUCACACCAUUGAGGUUGAAGGACAGAUGUUUCCGAAGGCCCGAUUUCAGAAAAAAAGAAAUGAUGAGGAAACUCAAGAAUGUUGGGUUAAUUGUGAAAGAUGUAAUUGCUGGCAGCAUCAGAUAUGUGCUCUGUUUAAUGACAUAAACUAUGAUGUAGAACAAGCAUAUACUUGCCUGUAUUGCUAUAUUGAGGAAGUGAAGCGUGGGCUGCACGUGCCUUCACCACAGAGUGCUGUUCUUGGGGCAAGUGAUCUGCCAAGAACUGCUCUUAGCGAUCAUAUUGAAGAGCGGCUUUUUAAACGGCUUAAGCUGGAGAGACAGGCUCGUGCAGUUCAGACAGGACGUAGUUUUGACGAGGUUGCUGGAGCAGAUGGUCUUGUGGUCAGAGUUGUUUCAUCAGUGGAUAAGAAGGUUGGAGUUAAACCACGUUUUUUGGAAACUUUUCAAGAAGAUAAUUACCCGACGGAAUUCCCUUACAAGUCCAAGGCUGUUCUUUUGUUCCAGAAAAUAGAUGGUGUAGAAGUCUGCUUAUUUGGAAUGUAUGUUCAAGAAUUUGGUGCUGAAUGCGCUUUCCCGAACCAACGUCGUGUUUACUUGUCAUACCUGGAUUCUGUGAAAUACUUCAGACCUGGGAUUAAAGCAGCCACUGGAGAGGCCUUGCGUACAUUCGUCUACCAUGAAAUUCUGAUAGGAUAUCUUGAAUACUGCAAGCAGCGUGGAUUCACAAGCUGUUAUAUAUGGGCUCGCCCACCUCUGGAAGGUGAUAACAUUUUUUAUUGCAAUCCUAUGAUUCAGACGACUCGAACAUCUGACAUACUCCGGGAGUGGUGCUUAGCCAUGAUUCGAAAAGCUACUAAGGAGGAGAUUGUUGUUGAGCUUACAAAUCUGUAUGACCAUUUCUUCAUUACUACGGGAGAGUGCAAGGCUAAGGUUACUGCUUCUCAUUUGCCUUACUUCGAUGGAGGUUACUGGCCAGGAGCUGCUGAAGAUAUGGUCAAUCAACUGCAUCAAGAAGAAGAUGACCAAAAGCUUCAGAAGAAGGGUAAUGCAAAGAAAAUUAUUAGAAAAAGAGCUCUUGAAGCUGCUUGCCACACUGAUCUAAGUGGAAACGCUUCCAAGGAUGAUAUGCUGAUGCAAAAGCUUGGGGAAACCAUUUAUCCAAUGAAGGAGGAUUUCAUUAUGGUCCAUUUGCAGUAUUCUUGUAGCCACUGUCGUAGCUUUAUGUCGUCUGGAAAACGUUGGGCUUGUCAUCAAUGCAGAAGUUUUUACAUCUGUGACAAGUGCUACAGUGCAGAACAAGAGCUUGAAGAGAGGGAGAGGCAUCCGAGCAAUAGUAGAGAAACACAUGAGCUCCAUCCGGUUGACAUUGUGGGUGUGCCUGAAGAGACAAAGGAUGGAGACGGUAUCAUAGAAAGCAAGUUUUUCGACACCAGGCAGGCGUUUCUCAGUCUUUGUCAAGAGAACCAUUACCAAUUUGACACCCUUCGCCUUGCCAGGCAUUCGUCGAUGAUGGUGCUGUACCACCUACAUAAUCCCACUCACCAGCGUUUCAAUAGGGCUGUGUAGUUACUCCAGUCUGUAGGGGGUGUAUAUAUAUUUGCAUAUGUAUGCCAGGACCAGCCCUGACGUUCCACUUAUGAAGCAGGCCGAGAAACGGUAGUGACUGUUUUACCGAACUCAUCUAUCUUUGCUCCGUGGAGAAAGCUGUGACUGUUAUACCGAAUCUCAACUGAACAAGAGGCGAUUGAGGCGUGUAUUAAUGUUGCUGGAUAUGAGUUUGAUGUUUCAUGCCAA